GCCUGCACGUGUCAGCGUUUGUGUACGUGCGGCCGCCCUGGAGCUGGAAAAGUUCAGGCUGCAGUAGACUAGGCGGCGCGGCGGGGAGGGGCUCGUGUGCUAGCUCCCACAGGGUUCAAACUCCGGCACUCGGCAGCCCUGUGCAACCUCACCUGCCGGUGUUCCCGGGUCGCUCCACUCGGCACUCUCGGGGACUCUGGUCAUCUGCGUAGAGUUGGGCGAUGCUGUUGUUCGAUUGCAACCCGGAGGUGGAAGGUCUCAAGAAUUUGCUGGAGACUGGAGCUUCUGUCAACGCACCCCCGGAUCCCCAAGAGCAGUCGCCCGUCCACCUAGCCGCAGGUGGUGGCCUUGCUUACUUUCUUCUCUGGCAGCUGCAAGCAGGUGCUGACCUCAACCAACAGGAUGUUUUGGGAGAAACUGCACUUCACAAGGCAGCAAAAGUUGGAAGCCUGGAAUGCCUUAGCCUGCUGGUAGCCAGUGAUGCCCAAAUUGAUUUAUGUAAUAAGAACGGGCAAACAGCUGAAGAUCUUGCUUGGUCAUGUGGAUUUCCAGAAUGUGCCAAGUUUCUCACCAUGACUAAAUGUAUGCAGACAACAAAGUCAAGUGUGCACCCUGACAGGGAUCCCUGUGUUCCGGUGUUCAGACAGAAACGAAGCUUUAGAAGUGUGGAAAAUGUAGCUGUGAAAAGGAAGUGCUGAAGUCAUGUUGGGCAUGAAGACGUCUGAAGAGACUUCACUUCUGACAGAUUACAAACCAUGGCUAUGGCUCAUCGUAUAGCUAAACUCCUGAGGAGGAAAACGUUCUUCCAAGUGAAGAAAACAUUUAUGAAUACAUGUAUUUACAUGACUAUAGUAUUUUGGCUAUGUAUGGUUUGCUUUUUUUUUUUUUAACUUAUUAAAGGAGUAUCUAAGGAA
Messenger RNA from Nannospalax galili (Upper Galilee mountains blind mole rat), 914 nucleotides. It is a transcript of the gene Ankrd37, whose product is annotated as ankyrin repeat domain 37. The transcript is spliced from 5 exons. NCBI's taxonomy places the organism in Eukaryota, Metazoa, Chordata, Mammalia, Rodentia, Spalacidae. Gene Ontology annotation, molecular function: protein binding. The record is from RefSeq and is a predicted model, not a curated record. The coding region runs from base 222 to 698 and encodes 158 amino acids.